Sphenostylis stenocarpa is the source of this 1470-nucleotide messenger RNA. The record is from the annotation of a GenBank genome assembly. Lineage: Eukaryota; Viridiplantae; Streptophyta; Magnoliopsida; Fabales; Fabaceae.
AUGACAUUGAUUCUUUGUCCUUGUAAGUCCCUUCUCUUUCCCAACUCUCCAUUACCUCUUAAUCAUAUCAGAAACUCUUUGUGGAACAAACCACAUGCCAGCCCCAUGAAACUCCCAUCUCCUAAAUUUUGCCCUUUUACGAAUAAAUAUGCAAUUUUGGGUGCUUCCCAUGUUCCACUUUGUUCCAUGAACGAGGAAUUUGUGGUUGAUGAUAGAAUCCAAGAGUUUGAAACGCUGGAGUUGCUGGGCAAACCUUCACUGGUUUCCAUUAGAAAUGGUUCAUCUUCUGAAAUUGAUGUGCACAGGGAGACGGCUUCCGCUGAAGAGGAGGCUUUGGCAUUGACACCCUCUGUGAAGUUUUUAAAGGGAAGUGAUGAUUCUGUGGUGGAGGAGAAGGAAGAUGGUGGGGUGCUGGAAGGUUCUAAGGGAAGCGAGUAUGCGGGCGAUGAGAGUGGAGAAGAUAAGAACUAUACUGAGUACUAUGAGCCCAAACCUGGGGAUUUUGUAGUUGGUGUUGUGGUUUCAGGUAAUGAGAACAAGCUCAAUGUGAAUGUGGGGUCGGAUUUACUGGGUACGAUGUUGACAAAGGAGGUGCUUCCCUUGUAUAGUAAAGAGAUGGAGCACUUGUUGUGUGAUGUGAACAAGGCUAAAGAGGGUUUUAUGGUUGAGGGGAGGAUGGGGAUUGUGAAGAAUGAUGAUGCAAUGAAUGGGAGGCCAGUGCCUGGGGGAGCUGUUGUAGAGAUUGGGACCAUUUUGUUUGCUGAGGUUCUGGGUAGGACACUUGCUGGUAGGCCAUUGCUUUCUAGCAGAAGGCUCUUCCGCGGAAUUGCUUGGCAUCGGCUUAGGCAGAUGAAGCAGCUUGGUGAACCUGUAGAAGUUAGAAUCACUGAGUGGAAUACUAAGGGCCUGCUUACAAGGAUCGAAGGUUUGCGAGCUUUCCUUCCCAAAACUGAGCUUAUGAAAAGAGUAAAUAGCUUUACUGAAUUGAAAGAAAAUGUGAGUUCAAGCCCUAUUGGACGUCGCAUGCAUGUACAAAUUAUUCAAGUAGAUGAAGCUGAUAAAAGUUUGAUACUUAGUGAGAGGGCAGCUUGGGAAAAUCUAUAUCUUCGAGAAGGAACACUUCUUGAUGGGACUGUAAAAAAGAUCCUUCCUUAUGGAGCACAAAUAAGGAUAGGAGAAACAAAUAGAAGCGGAUUGCUACAUGUUUCAGAUAUCACUCGAGCCCGAAUUCCUUCCAUCAGGGACAUACUUUCUGUUGAUGAGAAGGUUAAAGUUCUAGUCGUGAAAUCACACUCUCCUGAUAAAAUUACUUUAAGCCCACUAUAUAAGGACUUGGACUUCACAGGAGUUGUGAAGUUUUACCUUACGGACCUCCAAAACUGCAAGAGGAGUAAUAAUUGGGUGGCUGUCAGAAUUCAGCAAGGGAAGAGGAACAUACUGAGUCAAGGGAGAGCCAAUGCAUUGUUUUAA